AGUAAAAUAAAAAUAUAGAUUUAAAAAAAAAAAAAAAAACCUGCUCACGAAGCUGACGUACUUUCUUAACCUGAAAAGUUGCAGGGCUGUUUUUAAUUAUGAGCCAUGACGCGGGAGUUAUGCGAAAGGAAUCGUUUUAAAUAUUUUAUCUCAAAAGCCCAACCCCCCCUUUUCUUCAAACGGUGGAGCGUUCCUGGGUGUGGAUCGCAGCCGGGCAGAGCGAGUCAAACCAGGGGAGUGAACACUGGGGGAAAGCGGCGAAUAUGAGCUAGGGUGUCGGGGAAAACAUUAACAACAAACCGAGAAGGAAGGAAGGAAGGAAGGCAGGCAGGCGGGAGAGGGUCUGGAAAGGGGCAGGAGGAGAUAGGAAAGGAGUAAGCGCUCAGCGUGACGGAAACUGCAAAGAGGCCGAAGAGGUGCGGGCGUCAGCACCAGCAAGCCGACUGAACUGCGGGGACUGGCCGGGGCAGGCGCUCCUCGGGACCGCCGAGAGACUGCAACACAGUGGAUUUGAAACGGACAGCCGUGGGAAAACGCUAGUGAAUAUACAAAGAGGAUUUAUUUUGGAAACACGUUCAGAAGGACAGGCACAAGUGAACAAGACUCGGGCCCGACUUUCCUUUACUGCUUAAAACCCAUUUAUCAGAAAACAGAAACGGCUUGCAUUGUGAUUAUUGUUGUUAUUAUUAUUGAAAACGUCAAAUGUGCAAUAACUAGAAAUGCAAAUGCCGUCAUGUUAACUGGAUGAAAUAUAUACCGUAAAUAGUAUUUAAUUUGUUUAUUUACGGUAUAUAUUUUGUUGUGUGGCAACUAUUUCCUCUUAAUGAGCUACAAACCAAACUCGAAGACAGGAGAGCGGAGUCUCAUCUUUUAAAGCCAGUUUCAAUCGCUUUACUUAAGAGUAUAUAAAACCACCGCCGGUGCAUUAAUACCAUUCGUUUUUCUAUUUUAUUAUUUUUUUGUUUUCUUUGCGGGUGUGAGCGGUGUUUUGCUUAGUUGUUGCGGAUUUCUCAUGGUUUCUCUGGUUGAAUAAUCGCUAGCUGCAGCCUGAGGGUGUGUGUUUGUGUGCUCGCUUCCUGUUUCUUUUUCGCUGGAGGAGAGAGAGUGUGUGUGUGUGUGUUGUUGUUUGUUAUUGAUCAAGGAGAGGGAGGGGGGAGACCGGACUUGUCAUUCGGACCACAACCGAUCAUUAAAAAAAAAAAAACCUGUCGGGGUCUAAGGUCAGCAAUGGACAUCUGUUGACAAAGUUGAAUUACAAACUCCGCAAGAUAUAUAUUGUGUGUGUUAAGUUUAUCUGCCAGGAAGCUAACUCGAUCCGUUCGCUGUUUUUAUAUCUUCGCUAGAAGUGACUGGGCGGGUCAGUGCAGUUCAGAAGAAAUCGAGAAACCCCGGCCAACGUUUUUCUUGUGCCGCUUUCUGCUAACCAUUUCUCCCGUCACCGCAACGCACGCCUAAGAAACCGUACAAGCCGCUUCCAUUAAACUAUGCUGUGUAGACGAAGCGCACAGUGUACUGCCUGUACUCCUAAGCUGUGAAUGAAGUUAUGAUUUCGAUGUCAGCAACCAAAUAAUAAUAAAAACAAGUCUAUAUAUAUUUAUUUUUUCAACGCACAUGCAAAGAAGCGCUGUUGCCUGAACUUCAAGUAAUCGUUUGCCUUAGAGUCCCUGAACACGGAUGAACCGCACAAGCUGAACUUUUGAAAUUUCGGUGCCUUUUUUUUGCCACCGCUGCUCAAACUCAGGAGACAAGACAUCUGUUCAGAUUGGGGGGGAAAAAACUUUACAAACAAACUCACUCGCCUGGACUGCCUUGCUCGUUUCCAGUGGAUGUAUUUGCACGUUUUGUUCCGAAGACUUUUUGACUGUUCUGUUCGGUACUCUCUUAAACGGUCUCCAGUGGAUUGCAGUUUGAUUUGCAUUGCAUUUUAAUUUUUGUGUGUGUCGGGAUACUGUCAACAAUAAACGAUUCCAAUGGUGAUCACCUCUAGUGUGGAAGAGGAGCCGUCUUCUUCCCAGAGAAGGCUGGCAAUGCUACAGACAAAAUGGACCGGCAACCAGGAGCCCAGCCGCUAUCUCCCCCCGUCCCAUCUGCUUAGGAAGAACUCCAGAAGUGGAAGCAGCUCAGGAUGCAAGCCCUCCUCCUCCUCCCUCUGCCUGCCUGCUGCCUUGGGCGUCUCGCCCGCUGAGGCAACCAUGUCGAGCCAGCAGAGCCACCCCUCCUUCAGCAACAUCCACUCCAUGGCCGACCAGCAGCAGGUGCUGUCAGACAUGACGAUAUUACAGAGGAGGAUCCCCCCAACCUUUCGUGACCCGGCCUCUGCACCCCUCCGAAAACUCUCGGUGGAUCUCAUAAAGACUUACAAGCACAUCAACGAGGUGUACUACACAAAGAAGAAGCGGCGUGCCCAGCAUGUGCCCCCGGAGGACUCGAGCACUAAGAAGGAGCGGAAGGUGUACAACGACGGUUACGAUGAUGACAACUACGACUACAUUGUGAAGAACGGGGAGAAGUGGCUGGACCGCUACGAGAUCGACUCGCUCAUCGGCAAGGGCUCCUUCGGGCAGGUGGUGAAGGCGUACGACCAUCAUGAGCAGGAGUGGGUGGCCAUCAAGAUCAUCAAGAACAAGAAAGCCUUCCUGAACCAAGCCCAGAUUGAGCUGCGUCUGCUGGAGCUCAUGAACAAACACGACACGGAGAUGAAAUACUACAUCGUCCACUUGAAACGUCACUUCAUGUUCCGUAAUCACCUCUGCCUGGUGUUUGAGCUGCUCUCCUAUAACCUGUACGACCUUCUGCGCAACACCAACUUCCGCGGCGUCUCCCUUAACCUGACGCGCAAGUUCGCCCAGCAGCUGUGCACGGCCCUGCUGUUCCUGGCCACGCCGGAGCUCAGCAUCAUCCACUGCGACCUCAAGCCCGAAAACAUUCUGCUGUGCAACCCCAAGCGCAGCGCCAUCAAGAUCGUCGACUUUGGCAGCUCCUGCCAGCUCGGACAGAGGAUCUACCAGUACAUCCAGAGCCGGUUUUACCGCUCUCCAGAGGUACUGCUAGGCAUGCCGUAUGACCUGGCCAUCGACAUGUGGUCCCUGGGCUGCAUCCUGGUGGAGAUGCACACAGGGGAGCCCCUCUUCAGUGGUUCCAACGAGGUGGAUCAGAUGAAUAAGAUAGUGGAGGUCCUGGGAGUCCCUCCCUCCCACAUGCUCGACCAGGCUCCCAAAGCCAGGAAGUACUUCGACAAGCUGUCCGAAGGCCUCUGGACGGUCAAGAAGAAUAAGGACAUAAAGAAGGUACUUUAUCCAUCGGCCUCCGAGUACAAGCCUCCAGCCACCCGCAGGCUGCACGAGAUCCUGGGAGUGGAAACUGGGGGUCCUGGAGGCCGGCGGGCGGGGGAACAGGGCCACGCCCCCUGCGACUACCUGAAAUUCAAGGACCUCAUCCUGCGCAUGCUGGACUACGACCCCAAGACCCGCAUCACCCCCUUUUACGCACUGCAGCACAACUUCUUCAAGAAGACCACCGACGAAGGGACGAACACUAGCAGCAGCACGUCCACCAGUCCAGCCAUGGACCACAGCCACUCCACCAGUACCACCAGCUCCGUCUCCAGCUCAGGUGGAUCGAGUGGCUCCUCCAAUGAUAACCGGAAUUACCGAUAUAGUAAUCGAUACUACAACAGCGCUGUCACUCACACGGACUACGAGAUGCAGAGCCCACAGGCUCCCUCUCAGCAGCAGAUGAGGCUGUGGCCGGGCGGUGACGGGCAAAUCCCCAACAGCGACUCCUACCCCCAGCUGCUCCUGCACAAGCCAGCCGCCACCCAGCAGCCACGCCACUACCCCUCUGUGCUGGUGGGCGGCGGUGGAGGAGGACUGACCAUCAUCGAGCCCCACCAUCCGCACCCCGUCUACGGGCACCAUGGCAACGGGCGCCAGCUCCGGCAGCAGCAGCAGCAGCUGAUGCCAAUCUCUUCCCCUCAGAUCCCAGACUCCAUCGAGCUGAGCCUCGCUCAUCACCACCACCACCUGGCCCCUUCUUCCAUCCACCAUCCGCCCACCCUGCCCCCCAGCCUGGACUCCAGCCAGUACGGCUCUUCCAACCUGCACCUGGGUCUCUCUGCCUUCCGGACUAGGACAGUGGUAGCCCCUCCCCAGGACAGUGUGGUGGCCACCUCGGGGCUGAGCUACCCCCCUUACCCCAGCUCCAGCUCCAGCAGCAGCAGCAGCAGCAGCAACAACAACAACCCUCUCCAGGUCGGCAUAGUCGGCAGCUCUCUGGCGGGGCUGCCCCGAAACAGCCGCUCCGACUCGGAGGAAUCGGCCAUGGUGGGGGUGUGCGGGGGGGGCGGCGGACCCUCGCAGAGCGCGGCCGCUAGCUCUUGAUGACUCUAGAACAACUGCAUAAAGCCAUACAGUUAAAAAUGAUGGAGUAAAACAAACAGAGGCACGCAGAUAUACAGGCACACGGAGACCACGUAAAGGACGAA
This is a messenger RNA of Polyodon spathula (Mississippi paddlefish), 4483 nucleotides long. RefSeq names its product dual specificity tyrosine-phosphorylation-regulated kinase 1B-like. The transcript is spliced from 11 exons. NCBI's taxonomy places the organism in Eukaryota, Metazoa, Chordata, Actinopteri, Acipenseriformes, Polyodontidae. The record is from RefSeq and is a predicted model, not a curated record. Gene Ontology annotation, biological process: protein autophosphorylation; positive regulation of DNA-templated transcription; peptidyl-threonine phosphorylation. The coding region runs from base 1971 to 4379 and encodes 802 amino acids. Gene Ontology annotation, cellular component: nucleus. Gene Ontology annotation, molecular function: ATP binding; protein serine/threonine kinase activity; transcription coactivator activity.